UCUGUCACAUGUCAUCAGGUAGCGUCACGUGACUUUAUAGCACAGGGGUGACAUACGAAAGACUAAACAUGGCGGCGCCCUCCAAGAAAGUGUUUGAGGUCUUCGUGUCCAGAAUACCAUGGACUGUAGCCAGCAAGGAGAUGAGGGAGUACUUUGGGCAGUUUGGCACAGUGAAGAGGUGCUCUCUACCAUUUAAUAAAGAAACAGGCUUCCACAAAGGCUUCUGCUGGGUUGGAUUCACGUCACAGGAAGGACUCAACAAUGCACUUCAGAAAGACCCACACGUGCUGGAGGGAGCCACGCUCCAAGUUCAGAGGAACAGACAUCCAUUUAAAGGACAUAAAUUAGACAAAGACAGCGUACACGACUAGUUUGCUUGCAUUACUACAUUGAUGAGACAAAGAUAUGCUGUUGAUAUUCUGUGAUAUUCAACAUUCUUGCAGUUCUGUGUGGGCCAUAAGUAAAACUUUGAGCAGUACACCAGUGUUGGUGAAUAUAACUCCAUUCUAAAGCCUCUGUUUGACCAGAGUGUGUUCCUCCUUUGGUACACUGUCAGUGAAUUUGGGCCUAAGUGUUAUUGACAUUGUUUUAAUGGUUUGUUCAGUAGUAAUGACUUAAUGUCAGUUAUAGUGUUGUACUAAGCUUUCUGUCACACACCAUCAACAUGAUAUAGAAGCUUUAUGUUAACUUAAAAGGUUUAUCAAACAUCAUUCACUAACUUCCUGUGUAUGGCAAUAAAACAGUAUUUAAUUCCA
Lates calcarifer (barramundi perch) is the source of this 755-nucleotide messenger RNA. It is a transcript of the gene slirp, whose product is annotated as SRA stem-loop interacting RNA binding protein. NCBI's taxonomy places the organism in Eukaryota, Metazoa, Chordata, Actinopteri, Centropomidae. The transcript is spliced from 4 exons. Gene Ontology annotation, biological process: positive regulation of mRNA splicing, via spliceosome; spermatogenesis. The coding region runs from base 69 to 371 and encodes 100 amino acids. Gene Ontology annotation, molecular function: poly(U) RNA binding; mRNA 3'-UTR binding; poly(G) binding. The record is from RefSeq and is a predicted model, not a curated record.